Gongylonema pulchrum is the source of this 429-nucleotide messenger RNA. Lineage: Eukaryota; Metazoa; Nematoda; Chromadorea; Rhabditida; Gongylonematidae. The record is from the annotation of a GenBank genome assembly.
AUGGUAUUGCACUUCCUGCAAUGUGGAACGAUGCCUCCAGUUCUGCCAAAUCUUCAGCAUUUGUAUCCGGAUACAUUUAGUGCUCGUCGUAGCGUGGAAAGUUUAGAACUGUUCCGGGAGUUGCCACAUCCGUUGCCAGCACGAGAGAUUAACAUGGAUACUGUUGGCGAAUUGCUGAUUGCGUUUUUUGCGUACUACCGCAAUUUCGAUUUUGCGACGAAGGCAAUAUCGAUAAGUAGGGCACGAGUGUUUGACAGGUUUCGUUACUUCCAUACAUUUUCUCUUGGUUUUUCGGAAAAACCAUUCCAUUUAGUUUUAACAUAUCUUCUUAACCAAAGAAAGUACAAAACACGUGGGAAUGCUGGGGCAGAUGUAAAUUCGUCUCAUGGCUCCUCACUCACGCAAUUGGUGCUUCAGCAGUUGUUUUGA